AUGCGAAACAGGCCUCUUUCAGCUGCUGAAAUACAGAAUCACCCAGAGUUCCCAUACAUCACAUGGGACCUCAAGCCCAAGUCCAAGGGCAAGUUGUCCGUUGCAAAGAACAGAGGAGGUCCUCUUGAUAUCGCUUGGGAGGUGCAUGGAGAGGGUGAAAACAAGAUGGUGUGGAUCAUGGGACUUGGUGGACUCAAAGCUGCGUGGCAGAGACAAACCAAAGACUUUUCUCACACACAGGGAUCAAAGUAUUCAUCUCUAAUUGUGGACAACCGCGGUAUGGGAGAGAGUAGCAAGCCAAUGCAACGUUACUCGACCUCGGAGAUGGCAAAGGACCUUCUCGAAGUCAUCGAUCACGUCGGCUGGACAGCAGAGAGACAGCUGAACGUUGUCGGUAUUUCGAUGGGCGGUAUGAUCGCUCAAGAACUUGUAAGCGCCCCUUGCGAACCAAAAAUCGGCUUUGUGGAAAAUCUGCGCAACCGCAUUAACCUGUUCAUCCCUCGCAGCUUGGACGACCAAAUUGCCAACGUCAAGCACAACAUCUACACCCAAGCCUUCCUCGAUGCUCCAGAUUGUCUAGAAUACAAAGUCAAGCCCUUCCCUACUAAUGGCGACCGCUUCGCCGCACAGGAAGUCGCAAAGCGCAAGACUCCGCAACAUUUCAACCGUACUGGUUUCAUGGCACAGGCGAUUGCUGCAGGCUGGCACCACAAGACUGAUGCUCAGCUCAAGGAGAUUGGCGACAAGGUGGGCCAUGAGCGUAUCUUGGUGGUUCAUGGUACCAAGGACCGUAUGAUCACUUUCCCUCAUGCAAACAUGUUGCUGAACGGAUUGGGCGGUGAGGAGAGUGGUGUUCGUAAGGCCUUCUUCGAAGGCCAAGGGCAUGUGGUACCUAUCGAGCUCAGACAGGAGUUCAACAAGUUGAUUGAGGAAAUGGUGGAGAAGGGCAAGGCUCUCAAUGGCAAAGCAUAA
This is a messenger RNA of Aureobasidium melanogenum CBS 110374, 972 nucleotides long. RefSeq names its product alpha/beta-hydrolase. NCBI's taxonomy places the organism in Eukaryota, Fungi, Ascomycota, Dothideomycetes, Dothideales, Saccotheciaceae. The record is from RefSeq and is a predicted model, not a curated record. The transcript is spliced from 3 exons. The coding region runs from base 1 to 972 and encodes 323 amino acids.